CACGUCGUCGCACCUUCUUCUUGCCCUCGCGAAGGAAGGCGCUUGGUUGGCUUUUUCUCGACCCGGCCGCUGAGACUCGCAGGGUCAACGCCUCGCAGGAAUGUCUUCUUCUUCGCACCUUCUUCGCGGACCAGCGCUCGCUCGCGGCGGCGUGCCUCCUUAUGCAUGCAUGCGUUCGCGGGCGAUUUCCGGACGCUGGCGGUCGCGCCACGCCCCGCCAAUACCGGCCUGCACAGGCCGCGGGGCCAGAUUUCGCCGCGGGUUCCAAGGAGGGCCACGCCGGGCCGCUGCCGCCACCACACAACACGCGGAAGCGUCUCGGCGAACUGUGACGCCCGCACUGCGCGAACCGCGAGCUGACGGGCCACGAUCGAGAGAGAGUCCCGCGCGAGGAGAAACUUGUCCCCCGGUUGCAGUGCGAUAAGAGUCGACGCUUUUGUGUAGACGACGACAACGAACCCGCCGCCACGUUACCCCCGGCUUCAUUGAAGGUUUGCGUAACCUUGACAUUGGCACGUUCCGACGCUUCGGCGGCAAGGCACAGCUAGCCGACAGUGUGUGACGAAGGUCACGCCUCCGUGCACAACAGAUGGCUAGCCUCCUCUGGAUCGCGUACAAGAUCGCUCUGCUCUGCCUGGUGAUUCACGCCGCAUGGGCAUCCGAUGCCACCGAAGUAGUCAUCGGUCGCACAAUACCGAACGACUCCAAGACCGCUCCCAUGGUGACAACUCGGACCGGUGCCAUUUCCGGAGAAACAGUCGAAUACCUGGACAAGAGCGUGAACGUGUUCCUCGGUAUUCCCUAUGCUGAACCUCCCGUUGGGCAUCUGCGCCUGCGGAAGCCUCUGCCAAUCGAGCCCUGGGUGGGAACGCUGAACGCAACCAAGCGGCCGAACCAGUGCCCUCAGAACCCUUUCGGCUGGCCUCCGAUGCCGGGCAAGUCGUUCAACUGCAGCGAGGACUGUCUCUACCUCAACAUAUGGGCGCCCGCGCAAACGGACUCUGCCGAACUACGGAACGUCAUGGUGUGGAUUCAUGGCGGCGACUUCGUGCUGGGCUCGUCUAGCUGGGAUUUCUACGACGGCGGCAUGCUCGCUGCGUACGGGGAAGUCGUCGUGGUCUCCAUGAACUACCGGCUCGGGAGGCUCGGUUUUCUGAAUGCAGCCUCAGACGAGGCUCCCGGUAACCAGGGUUUGCACGACCAGAACAUGGCCCUGCGGUGGAUAAGGGAUAACAUUGUCUUCUUCGGUGGCAACAAGAGCGCCGUGACUCUGUUCGGGCAGGACGCGGGUGCGGCUUCGAUAUCCAUGCACAUGAUAUCUCCGCUAAGCACGGGGCUCUUCAAACGCGCCAUCCUGCAGAGCGGAGGACCCUUCUGGAAGCUACGGACUAGUUCCAUGAUGGAAGGUCACGUGCCGCUCAACACGAAGUCCGUGAAGAGGGUGCGCAACUGCACGAUGAGAACACGGAAGCAGAUCGACGACGAGUUCGAGAAGGCACUCGCCGACGCGGUUCUGCGGCGUGGCGUCGAAGACGUCUACCACAUGUACGGCCCGACGUUUGACAACGAGUUUCUCCCGCUGAACCCACACAUGGCGUUCAGCAUGGGACUCUUCAACGAAGCCGACGUCCUGAUCGGGUCGAACCUCAACGAAGGCGCGUGGGAGUUCUUGCGACACAUGAGAUGGAGGACGUUCGUGAACUCAUCCGAGUUCACUUCUCUAAAAUUGUUGAACUAUAUAAAACUGUUCUUUAACGAGUAUGGCUUCAGAAAGCACUUGGGCUCGCAAGCCACAGAGGGUGUAUAUUACUACUUCGCUUCAAAUUUGAGAGGCCUGGAUGUUCUGCACAACAGGCAACACGUUUUCGAAUUCAUCGGCGACUACCUGUACACGUGUCCGACGAAGUAUUUCGCCGAGGCCCUUGCUGACCACAACGCGACGGUUUACUUCUAUCGGUUCAGCCACGCCACUGCAAGGCAGGAGAGACCCAUGUGGGCUUCGGCGACCCACUUCGACGAGAUCCCGUUCGUCUUCGGCCGACCACUUCGCCACCCCGAAAGGUAUACGACUGUGGAAAAGGAGCUAAGUGUCGCCAUGAUGGACGCCUGGGUAUCCUUUGCAAAGAAUGGGAAACCAAAAACGCCGUCUGGAGAGCCGUGGCCCAAGUACUCGACAAAGCGGCCAUUGUACCUCGACAUGACAUCUAAGGGCUUCAUCACAGAGACAGGACCUAGAACAGAAGGUUGUUCUUUCUGGAGGACGUUUCACAACUUCGAUCUCUGGCGUAACACUGCUAGGAUGGAUUUCUGAUUCACAGAGCACGCUUAUGAAACAUCUCGCGCGUUUAGCAGUCAAAGUAGCGCACCAUCAAACGCACACAA
Dermacentor silvarum is the source of this 2382-nucleotide messenger RNA. RefSeq names its product acetylcholinesterase-1. Gene Ontology annotation, biological process: acetylcholine catabolic process; choline metabolic process. NCBI's taxonomy places the organism in Eukaryota, Metazoa, Arthropoda, Arachnida, Ixodida, Ixodidae. Gene Ontology annotation, cellular component: plasma membrane. The record is from RefSeq and is a predicted model, not a curated record. Bases 590 to 2311 code for a protein of 573 amino acids. The transcript has 3 exons. Gene Ontology annotation, molecular function: acetylcholinesterase activity.